AUGCCGUGGGAUGAGCCACUCGAUCACGGAGAUGAGCCAUUUGAUCUAUCCUUCCCACCCGUGCAUGGCGUCCACCCUUCCCUCACGCUGAAGGUUGCUGUUGUACAUGCUUGCGACAAUCAGGAUGGUACACUGUUUGAUUCCCUCGUAGACUCCAAGUUGGUUCUGGACCAGUGUCCGGAUGUUGAUCUUCAAGACAUUGCUACCUCUUCUGCGACGCCCUUGUAUUGCGUCCGUAGCGCCAUCCCGAUCACCCCUCAUAAUCUCACCGAAGCCCUGGAUUGGCACCACGACAAGAAAAAUGGCACCUACCUUUGUAGCAUCGCGGCUGGGGCAAAUAGUGUAGACUAUGUGAUUGGCGGAUGCAACAAGAUUCCGAUAGAUGCAUCCGAUAAAGGUAUCCACCUUCGAAGAGUUGUCCUCAAACUCUGUCCUUUGGGUCAUCAAGUCCGUCCCAGAGCCUUCGACAAGCUUGCACAAGCAGUUGAAGUACGCUUUGACCAGCAUGACAACAUCGAUGAUCUUGACGCGAGCAUACAACUCGGUCAUGAAGCCGUGUCUUUGUGCCCCGAGAGACAUGCUAGCCGUGGUGCCUACCUGAACAACUUGGCCUUCUCACUUGUGUCCCGAUUCGAUCACCAAGGCAAACCUAAUGACCUCGAUGAGGCCAUCUCUUUACACGAAUAA
This is a messenger RNA of Suillus subaureus, 687 nucleotides long. RefSeq lists its product as uncharacterized. NCBI's taxonomy places the organism in Eukaryota, Fungi, Basidiomycota, Agaricomycetes, Boletales, Suillaceae. The transcript is spliced from 6 exons. The coding region runs from base 1 to 687 and encodes 228 amino acids. The record is from RefSeq and is a predicted model, not a curated record.